This is a messenger RNA of Osmia bicornis bicornis, 979 nucleotides long. It is a transcript of the gene Gip, whose product is annotated as putative hydroxypyruvate isomerase. The record is from RefSeq and is a predicted model, not a curated record. NCBI's taxonomy places the organism in Eukaryota, Metazoa, Arthropoda, Insecta, Hymenoptera, Megachilidae. Gene Ontology annotation, biological process: glyoxylate metabolic process. Gene Ontology annotation, molecular function: hydroxypyruvate isomerase activity. The transcript has 5 exons. The coding region runs from base 120 to 908 and encodes 262 amino acids.
CAUCUGUUUGAUAUUAAUUCUGUAUAUAUGCACUUGAAAGAUAAGAAGAGUUACAUAAUAUAACAAAUAUUUAAUUUUCUAUAUACAUUUGUAGGGUGAGAAUAUUCUUUUAAUUAAAUAUGAGCCUCAAAUUUGCGAGUAAUCUGUCUUUUAUGUUUACGGAGGCACCAUCUAUUACUGAAAGAUAUAGAUUAGCAAAAGAGGCUGGUUUUAAAGCAGUAGAAAGUGGAUUUCCUUUUGGUUACUCUGUUAAAGAUGUAUCAGAAGCUAGAAAAAAGGCAGAUAUUGAGCAAAUUCUUAUAAAUGUAUAUACAGGAGAUGUCACGAAAGGGGAACUGGGAUUUGCAGCAAUACCUGGACAAGAAGAAAAUUUUAAAAAAAGUAUUGAUACCACUAUAGAAUAUUCAAAAGCUUUAAAUUGUUUGCGGAUUCAUAUAAUGUCAGGAAAAGUAAAUCAAAUAAGUACUACUAAUGAUAGUACAUAUUUAAAUAAUCUUCUGUACGCAGUGGAGAAAUUUGAAAAAGAAAAAAUAAUUGGUGUUAUUGAACCUAUCAAUAAUAUUACUGUACCAGAUUAUUAUAUGAAUAGUUUUCAAAAAGGCUUAGAAUUAGUAAAAACAAUUAAUAGCCCGUUUUUAAAAUUACAACUUGAUGUUUUUCAUCUGCAACAUAUUUCUGGUAAUAUUACAAGAAACAUCAAAGAAUUAAUGCCAUAUAUAGGACACGUACAGAUAGCACAAGUUCCUAAUAGACAUGAACCUGAUACACCAGGAGAAAUAGAUUACAAAUAUGUUCUUGCUACUUUAGAACAAGAAGGAUACAAUGGAUAUAUUGGUUUAGAAUACUUUCCUAAGUCAUCUUCAAGAGAAGGAUUAAGUUGGAUACAAAAAUAUGGUUACAAAUUGUAACAUAGAGCCAUAACCACUUAAUUUUUUUUAAAUUGUUCAAGAAAAGAAUAAAGCAUUCCCACUGAUGAUUA